Messenger RNA from Aspergillus nomiae NRRL 13137, 1284 nucleotides. RefSeq lists its product as uncharacterized. Lineage: Eukaryota; Fungi; Ascomycota; Eurotiomycetes; Eurotiales; Aspergillaceae. The transcript has a single exon. Bases 1 to 1284 code for a protein of 427 amino acids. The record is from RefSeq and is a predicted model, not a curated record.
AUGCAGCGAUGGCAAGAAUCGCCUCCUGAAGAUGAGCCAGCAUCCAUGUCUGCAAUUAUGAACACGUUGAAGAACCUCCCGUCCGCAGGCAUACAACCAGGAGCCUCCGCGUUUGGAAACCCUGCUCCAGUUAGAGAAAAUGAUUCAUUUAUCGGCUUUCGUCGACCAGUAUCAACAGUCAGCUCACAGAGUAGCGCCCCGAGUGUCUCUUCACUCCCGUCUACUGCAUCGGUCAAAUCUAGUACCUCCAGAAGAUCGCACGACUCCUUGACAACAUCGCACAGGCGGUCCACUGGACGAGUUCUUAAAAGUAAAAGCGCUAAGCCAACUCGUAAAUUUUGUUGCACCUUUUGUUGUGAUCAGUUCCGAACCAAAUAUGACUGGGCCCGACAUGAGAAAACGCUUCAUCUUAACCUUGAGAGCUGGACGUGCACACCUCAUGGUGCAUCUGUGACCUCUCCAAUCACAGGGCAGCAACAUUGCGCAUACUGCAAUAUGCUGGAACCGGGGACAGACCAUCUAGACGAGCACAAUUACCAGGCAUGCUUGAGUGGUACCCGUACCUUCCGUCGCAAAGAUCACCUAGUGCAACAUCUGCGCCUCACACACAACCUCGAUGUUAUACCUAUGAUUGAUGAUUGGAAAACACCAGCCCCGACGGUAACAUCGCGCUGUGGGUUCUGUGACAGGAGACUGUCGUCGUGGGAGGAGCGCGUUGAUCAUUUAGCCAGCCAUUUUCGCAAUGGAUCAACUAUGGAUUGCUGGAGAGGUGAACAUGGCUUUCUACCAGAGAUCACUAAGCAUGUGACCAAUAGCCUGCCUCCUUAUUAUAUCGGCCAUGAUUCUCGUUGCCUCGUUCCUUUUUCAGUAACCAACGCUCAUGCGAAAGAUCAGCUGGAUCAGAUCACAUCGCGACUGGAUCGGAAUACUACAAUCGAAAGCAAUACUCUAAAUGCUCCGGCAUAUCCUUCAUCUUCAGCUCGGACUUCUAAUAAUCCGCUAAAUUCAUUACUGGAAGUACUGGCAUCACACUUAGGUCGCUACACACGACAGAAAUUAGCGCAAGGAAUCAUCCCUACAGAUGAGAUGCUCCAGCAAGAGUCAAGGAAAUUAGUCUAUGAUUCCGAAGAUCCAUGGGACCAGACCAUCUUCGACAACCCAGAGUGGCUUGCUGCGUUUCGCCGUGAACAUAUUAAGCAGCCAAGCAAUCCGGACAAGGAGCAAGCUUUAUCGCAAUUCGAUAGCCUCUCGAUCACGCAAUCUCUACAAACACACUAUAUUUAG